AUGCGCCUGGACGUGAAGAGACAACUCUUUGCCCGCUCUGAGCGAGUGAAGGGCAUCGACUUCCAUCCUACCGAGCCAUGGAUCCUCACAACCCUUUACAGCGGUCAUGUAUACAUCUGGUCAUACGAGACACAAGCCAUCGUCAAGACAUUCGAACUCACCGACGUACCCGUACGAGCUGGUCGCUUCAUUGCGCGCAAGAACUGGAUUGUCUGUGGUUCCGACGACUUUCAAUUACGCGUCUACAACUACAACACUUCCGAGAAGAUCACCUCGUUCGAGGCACACCCCGAUUACAUCCGCGCCAUAGUCGUCCACCCCACACAGCCCUUCGUGCUGACCGCCUCAGAUGACAUGACAAUCAAGCUUUGGGACUGGGAGAGAGGAUGGAAGUGCGUGCAGAUCUUCGAGGGCCACAGCCACUAUGUUAUGGGUCUGGCCAUCAACCCCAAGGACACAAACACCUUCGCUUCGGCCUGUUUGGACCGCACCGUCAAGAUUUGGAGUCUGGGCUCAAGCACUGCAAACUACACCCUCGAUGCACACGACACUAAGGGUGUAAACCACGUCGACUACUACCCUCAAUCCGACAAGCCUUAUCUGCUUACCACCUCGGACGAUCGCACUGUCAAGAUUUGGGACUACACCACCAAGGCUCUGAUUGCAACCCUCGAGGGUCACACCAGCAACGUCUCUUUCGCCUGCUACCACCCUGAGUUACCCGUCAUCAUCUCUGGUUCUGAAGAUGGUACUGUCAAGAUCUGGCACGCAAACACAUACCGUCUCGAACAAUCUCUCAAUUAUGGUCUAGAACGUGCAUGGUGUGUCAGCUACCAGCGUGGCCGUCAAGGCAUUGCUAUGGGUUUCGACGACGGUGCUGUUGUUGUAAAGAUGGGUCGUGAGGAGCCAGCUGUUUCCAUGGACAACUCUGGAAAGAUCAUCUGGGCCCGUCACAACGAUAUUCUGACUGCUGUCAUCAAGGGUGGAGACAAAUCUUUGACAGACGGUUCGCCUCUUAUUCUGCCUUCCAAGGAUCUUGGCUCUACCGAAAUCUACCCUCAGACUCUCAUUCACUCUCCCAAUGGUCGUUUCGUCGCCGUUUGCGGUGAUGGCGAAUACAUCAUCUACACUGCUCUCGCUUUGAGAAACCAGGCCUUCGGCUCUGCUCUCGACUUCGCUUGGGGUUCAAAGGAGAACGACAAGGAUUAUGCUAUCCGCGAAUCUUCAAUGUCUGUCAAGACUUUCCGCAACUUUAAGGAGAAGGCAGUCCUCGACAUUGGCUUCCAGGCAGAGGGUCUCAGCGGUGGUGUCUUGCUCGGUGUCAAGGGCCAGGGUGGUAUUGGCUUCUUCGAUUGGGAGUCAGGCCAGCUUGUCCGCAGAAUUGAAGUUGACCCAAAGAACGUUUACUGGUCAGAAAGCGGCGAGCUUGUUACUCUUGCUUGCGAAGACACAUUCUACGUCCUCCGCUUCUCGCGUGAGGACUACCAGGCUGCUCUUCAGGCAGGAGAGGCUGACGAAGAUGGCGUCGAGGCCGCUUUCGAGGUAGUCACUGAUGUCAACGAGAGCGUCCGCACUGGUCAAUGGGUUGGUGACUGCUUCGUCUACACCAACAGCACAAACCGCUUGAACUACCUUGUUGGUGAUCAAACCUACACCAUUUCUCACUUCGAUUCUCCUCACUACGUUCUCGGCUACAUUCCCCGCGAUGGUCGUGUUUACGUUGCCGACAAGGAUGUUCAGAUUGUCUCGUUCGCUCUCUCGCUAUCAGUCAUCGAGUAUCAAACGCUUGUCUUGCGUGGUGAUCUUGAUGCCGCCAACGAAAUGCUCACCGAUAUCCCUGAGGACCAGAAGUCGAAGAUUGCUCGCUUCCUCGAGGGCCAAGGUUACAAGGAGCAAGCUUUGGAGGUUGCCACUGAUUCUGAGCACCGUUUCGAACUUGCACUCAGCCUGAACCAACUGGAAAUUGCUCUUGAGCUUGCUCGUGAAGCCGAUGUCGAGCACAAGUGGAAGACUGUUGGUGAUGCCGCACUCACAGCCUGGAACAUGCGUCUUGCAGAGGAAUGCUUCACUCAUGCCAAGGAUAUGGGCAGUCUGUUGCUACUCUACACUUCAAGCUGCAACGAGGCUGGCCUACGGAAAUUGGCUCAACAGGCCGAUGACGCUGGCGCUCGCAACGUGGCCUUCAGCUGCUUGUGGCAAGUUGGCGACCUGAACGCAUGUAUCGACCUCUUGAUUCGCACAGACCGUACCGCCGAAGCCGUGCUCUUCGCUCAGACUUACCUCCCCAGCCGGGCGCCCGAGAUUGCCAAGCUAUGGAAGCAAGGACUCGAGUCAAGUGGCAAGGCCAAGGUUGCCAGACUGUUGGGCAUCCCGCCCGCUGAUGGCGAGGGCGAUGCAGACCUCUUCCCUGAGUGGGACUCAUAUCUUCAGCUCGAGAAGGACGGAGGCAGUAAAAGCCAAGACUUGAUCGAUGUUGGUGAUGAAGAGGCCGAGGCAGAGGCAGAGGAGCAAGCAGAGGACGGUGUUGAGACCGAGGAGGCAGAGGCAGAGGCAGCACCCGUUGCAGCAGAUGAGGCUGAUGAGCCAGCAUCACCGCAGACGGAUACAGAGGUUUAG
Molecule: messenger RNA, 2616 nt
Organism: Aureobasidium melanogenum CBS 110374
Lineage: Eukaryota; Fungi; Ascomycota; Dothideomycetes; Dothideales; Saccotheciaceae
Product: coatomer beta
Exons: 6
Coding region: 1-2616 (871 amino acids)
Biological process (GO): endoplasmic reticulum to Golgi vesicle-mediated transport; intracellular protein transport; intra-Golgi vesicle-mediated transport
Cellular component (GO): COPI vesicle coat
Molecular function (GO): protein binding; structural molecule activity
Source: RefSeq, a predicted model, not a curated record